Molecule: messenger RNA, 3460 nt
Organism: Callithrix jacchus (white-tufted-ear marmoset)
Lineage: Eukaryota; Metazoa; Chordata; Mammalia; Primates; Cebidae
Gene: RAD9B
Product: RAD9 checkpoint clamp component B
Biological process (GO): DNA replication checkpoint signaling; mitotic intra-S DNA damage checkpoint signaling; cellular response to ionizing radiation
Cellular component (GO): checkpoint clamp complex
Source: RefSeq, a predicted model, not a curated record
CUUUGAAAAGCGCGGGCCACAUCCGGGCACCUGGGUCGUCGAGCUGAGGCGCGCUUUCCGAGCCUGGUUUUUAGGACGGUUGGCAGCCAUGCUGAAGUGCGUGAUGACCGGCAGUCAAGCGAAAGUAUUUGGGAAAGCAGUUCAAUCUCUAUCACGAAUUAGUGACCAGCUAUGGCUAGAUCCAUCUAGAAAAGGUCUUGCUCUAAGAUCUGUGAACUCUUCUCGGUCAGCAUAUGGAUGUGUUCUGUUCUCCCCUGUGUUUUUUCAACAUUACCAAUGGUCAACUUUAGUGAAAAUGAAUGAAAAUGAACAUGACACAACAUUGAAUUUAAAAUGCAAAUUGGGAAUGAAGUCAAUUUUGCCCAUCUUUAGAUGUCUGAAUUCCCUUGAAAGAAAUAUAGAGAAGUGCAAAAUAUUCACCAGAUCUGAUAAAUGCAAAGUAGUUAUUCAAUUCUUCUACAGACAUGGUAUUAAAAGAACUCAUAAUAUAUGUUUUGAAGAAAGUCAGCCUUUGCAAGUUAUUUUUGACAAGAAUGUUUGUACUAAUACACUAAUGAUUCAACCAAGAUUGCUUGCUGAUGCCAUUGUUCUUUUUACAUCAAGUCAAGAGGAAGUUACUCUUGCUGUUACUCCAUUGAAUUUUUGCCUCAAGAGUUCUAAUGAGGAAUCAAUGGCAGAUUUGAGCAAUGCUGUGUACAGUGAGAUGUUUGUUGGCUCAGAUGACUUUGAUUUCUUUCAAAUUGGAAUGAACACUGAGAUAACGUUUUGCUUCAAAGAAUUGAAGGGAAUACUGACAUUUUCAGAAGUGACACAUGCUCCUAUAUCCAUUUAUUUUGAUUUUCCCGGGAAACCUCUGGCUUUAAGUAUUGAUGAUAUGUUAGUGGAAGCUAACUUUAUUUUGGCCACAUUAGCUGAUGAGCCAAGUAGAGCAUCUUCACCACAGUCACUGUGUCUUUCACAGAAACGAAAAAGGUCAGAUCUGAUUAAAAAAAAGGCUGGUAAAAAUGUAACUGGCCAGACCCUGGAAUGUAUAUCAAGAAAAGCAGCACCAAGAAGGAUUUAUCCUAAGGAGACUCUCACAAACAUCUCUGCAUUGGAAAACUGUGGCAGCCCUGGAAUGAAAAGAGCGAAUGGAGACAUCAGUGAAGUAUCAGAAAGCAGUGUCAGCAACACAGAGGAAGUGCCGGGGUCUCGGUGUCUCAGAAAGGAGCGUCCUUUGCUAUUCUGUCUGUGAAAGUCUUGCUCCCAUUGGACAGUUCGUCCUCUCCUAACACUCCCACCCAUGAGCUUGGUGUUCCGCCAGCUGCAGUUUUGCCCAUUUUGAUUGAACAUACUGUGCUGCUGGAAACUUUUGACUGCAUUGAAACAUGAGCUGAAAUCACAUGCUAGCGAGCUGUCUCUGGGCUCCAGGGGAGGCCACCUCCACCUUGCUGGCAUGCCAGCAGAGUGCUGCCCCGACCUGUCUGUCCCAAAGACAGCGUGUGAGAUACAGCAGGACUGCUCCGGCCCUUGGAAGCCCAACAAGAAGAAUCAAAUGAAGAAAAAAUUAUAGGACCUGUCUCCAAAAACUGUGAUCUGAGCUUGGUCUCUACGGAGGCCUUGGCAUUCAAUGUUCUCCCCACUCCAGUGUGGCUAAUAAUGUAGAUUACAGCCAACUUAAGAAGGGCCUAGAAUCAAUUACUUUUCCAAUUAUGGUCACCCACCUACUUUUACUUUUUACUUUCAGAUUUAGGUGGGUGACCAUAAUUGGAAGAAUAUUUACUGGUAACAGUUACUUUUACCGCUAAAGUUACUUUUUAGAUGGGCAAUACUGAAUAUUUAAUUAUAUAACAUGCUCAUUCCGGUUUAAAAGAUGGUACUGAUAAUUCAUUUUAUCUUAGUUUGGACCUAAGAGCUGGUUUAAUGAGAGUUAUUAAGUAGAGACAAGUACUUGCUAGAAUGCUUCUAUUUUUACAAAAGGUUCAUUGUCCGUUAAUCGACAUUUAUGAACUACAAAUCGAUGUUUGUGCCAGGUCCUAAAAGCUGUAAGACUUAAACACACUAAAAUCUGAGGCUGUCUUUGCCUUCUUCUGACACUCAUCUAAGAAAAGAUAAACUAAAAGUCAACUCAAAAAAGCACCAUUUUGGCUGGGCAUGGUGGCUCACACCUGUAAUCCCAGCACUUUGGGAGGCCAAGGCAGGCGGAUCACAAGGUCAGGAGUUCAAGACAAGCCUGGCCCACAUGGCAAAACUCUAUCUCAACUAAAAAUAUAAAAAUUAGCCAGGCAUAGUGGUGGGCAUCUAUAAUCUCAGCUACUCAGGAGGCUGAGGCAGGAGAAUCACUUGAACCCAGGAGGCAGAGGCUGCAGUGAGCCAAGAUCGUGCCAUUGUACUCCAGCCUGGGCAACAAGAGCAAGACUCCGUCUCAAAAAAUAAAAUAAAAUAAGGACUGUAUUGGAAGAUUCUUGACAAUUUAAAAAUGAACUGAGUAAGAAUGUGAGGAAGAAAUAGAGAACACCUCAAUAACAUUGUCAAAGAACAUAUCCAAGACCACUUUUUUUUUUUUUUUUUAAGAGACAGGGUUUCGCUAUGUUGCCCAGGUUGGACUUAAUCAAUUCUCAAGCCUCAGCCCCUUGAGUAGCUCGGACUACAGGCCUGCAUCACUGUGCCCAGCUCAAAACCAUUUUGGUUUUUUUGUUUUUGUUUUUUUUGAGACAGAGUCUCACUCUGUCAACCAGGCUGGAGUGCAGUGGCGUGAUCUUGGCUCACUGCAACCUCCACCUCCAAGGUUCGGGCAAUUCUCUUGCCUUAGCCUCCUGAGUAGCUGGGGCUACAGGCACCUGCCACCACAUCCAGCUAAUUUUUGCAUUUUUAGUAGAGACGGGGUUUCGCCAUGUUGGCCAGGAUGGUCUUGAACUCCUGGCCUCAAGUGAUCCGCCCACCUCAGCCUCCCAAAGUGCUACAAUUAUAAGGAUGAGCCACUGCACCCAGCCACUCAAGACCAUUUUGAUUCUGUUUCCUAAAAGUUCUAUUUGAUGCAUGUAUAAGAGGUCUAGAGAAUCAGGAAGGUAUUCUGACAAAUAAUGCAGAUGUCUGUUUGUGCUCUUCCCUAACAAUGUAUGCAAAAUCUUGUACAAGCAAUGGCAUGUAUGAACAAUGACUCAUUUCUCCAGCACAAUAAAUGUACUGUAUGUAUCAUGUGGUGUUGAUAUGAAAAACUGAUAUUCUGUAAGCCUGAAAUAGUAUUUUGACAGUCUUGUCAAAUUACUGGGUGUUUAUCAGAAUUCCAUUUGGCUAAAUUAUCUGGUUCCAGCAAAAUAUCUUCCGAAGUCAAACUAAAAGGUCCUCUUGAUGAGAACAUUCUCAGUGUCUUCUUUUCAUGGACAUGUCUACCCCACUGCAUUCAAGGGGGACAGGAGGGGACUAUGAAUGAGCCACGUCCUGCUCACGCUUAAUGGCUGAGAGGGGAGAUUACCUGUCA